CAAAAACAUAGAGGCCUGCUGGAAUUAUUAUUUUCUCGAAGAAUUUCUUUUAAAUCUUAUAUGAAUUCUGACCAUGGGAAAACGUUAUCACUGCGAAUUUUGUGACAAAUCGUUCCGGAACAAUGCGGCGUCCAUUAAAAAACACCAGAGCUCCCUGUACCACGAAAGAGCGCGACAGGAACACUACGCGCAGUUCAAAGAUCCUGAGGUGAUUUUGCGGGAAGAAAGCCAGAAGAAAUCUUGCACAAGAUUUAUGUCGGGAGAGUGCCAGUUUGGCGUGUUGUGUCGAUUUAGCCACUACAGUCCAGCUCAGCUGCACGCCAUGCAAAUCCAAGUGUUUGAGGAGAAGAGAAGAAAGAAUGAGGAGCCGUCUUUGGCGUCUUGGCUGCAGAAGCGGUCAACCAAACAGGUGUCCAAGCCCGAAAAUGACGUUUCCAGCGUGGUGUUUGCUCCUCCGACGUCCAUAAGCUGCAUUCCUAAUUUGCCCCCUUCCCUGCAGCCUGUUUUAAUUAAAGACUUCGCUAACUACCAGCCACAAUCGUGGGGGUCAUAAUAAAUCUUGGGCAUCCGACUGUGUUCUUCAAAAUAAUGAAAUUUUAAAAAAUACGAAAAAAUAUAAUUCCAAAAUCUAGAGUGUAUUUUAUUCUAACUGAAAAGCCUGCAUUCAAAAUCAUCAUCCAUGCGUACAGCAACAAAAUAUAAUAAUCAUAAGCGAUAUAAAAUUCGAGUUGCAGCUUUUCCAGUAUCAGAUCAGCUAAGGAGUACAUUUGAGUUCGAAAGCCUACGAGUAAAAAAGAAACGCCAGUCACACAUCCAGACGGUCCGCCAGAGGAGUUGCAAAUAAAUACAAAAGCUGCAGAGAAACAAAAAGGCUGAGAUAGUUGGUUCGAGUUCAAAUCACCCACCGAUGCGUCAGUUUAAUAAAUAAUUUUAUUUGUGAAGGCUUGUCUUGAUUUCUUUUUUCUUCAAAGAGUCGCACACUUAACGCGAUACAAAGCCGAUAAUUAUUUUUAAUCCGUGUUUGUUUCUUGGGUUGUUUGAAGAUUAAAAUAACAUAAGAAGAGUUGAAUCAAAUCCAGCGGGCCAAGAGAAUCGUAAGAAUAAUUAUAUCAAACU
Cloeon dipterum is the source of this 1116-nucleotide messenger RNA. Its product is annotated as zinc finger matrin-type protein 5-like. The record is from RefSeq and is a predicted model, not a curated record. The coding region runs from base 74 to 553 and encodes 159 amino acids. Gene Ontology annotation, cellular component: U12-type spliceosomal complex. NCBI's taxonomy places the organism in Eukaryota, Metazoa, Arthropoda, Insecta, Ephemeroptera, Baetidae. Gene Ontology annotation, molecular function: metal ion binding. The transcript has 3 exons.